AUGUUCACCCUGGCCUGCGUCGACGGGUUUAGAUACCCGGGCCUAGAUGAGAUUUAUGUUACCGACAUCAUUCCUCUGGUCACAGGACCAGCAACGAUAUCCUCGGACCAGCAGCUCUGUUUCUUCAACCCUGUGAAUCUGCGGGUGGGCCCGGUGAAGAGCAUUCAAACCAGCCAUGGCAACAUCACAUGCGCAAAACCAAUCGACGCCGGAGGCUCCGUUGUUUGUACGGCAGGCGAGAAUGGCAGCAUUUCCAUAUGGGAUCUGAGACAAGAUUCAGCGGAAGUCGCGCGCUUGACAGACAACCAAGUGCCCAUCCUAUCUCUAGCUUGCUCGAGCGGAAGCUUUUCUCUCGUUGCGGGCACGGAAUUGCAGCAAAGCCAGUCGUCAAUUUUGAUUUGGGACGUUCGCUCAACGCCUGCUCCCCGACAAACAUACAAUGAAGUCCACAGUGACGAUGUGACAGAGUUGAAUUUCCAUCCCAGCAACCCGAACAUUCUCCUCUCGGGCUCUACUGAUGGUCUGGUGAAUGUUUGUGACACUAGGAUCACUGACGAGGAUGAAGUCAUCAUUCAGACUUUCAAUCAUGGUGCCUCUAUCCACCGCGCAGCAUUCUUGAACGACACUGAGGUGUUCGCACUAUCACACGAUGAGAGAUUCGCGCUGUAUAACAUGGCCGAAGAGCACGAAAAAGGAUCGGCAACAACUGACUUUGGAGACAUGAGAGAGGUGCUGGAUUGUCAUUACGUCGCCGGCGUUUCUGUCAAGGCCAAUGGCGCGGGAGCUGUCAUUGGUGCCGGCACGCACGGGCGGCAAAUGUUUGAGUUGGUUCAUCUGUCCAAAGGCGAGAACUGGUCCCUGGACAAGACAAAUAGUGUUGGACUGGUGGGGGCGCAUUCAUCCGAGAUUGUACGUGCCUUUUGCUUCUAUGAUGAGGCGCAGAUGGUCUUCAGUGUGGGCGAGGAUGGAUAUAUCAAGGCAUGGAAAUCAAACGCAUGA
Pseudomassariella vexata is the source of this 999-nucleotide messenger RNA. Its product is annotated as WD domain-containing protein. NCBI's taxonomy places the organism in Eukaryota, Fungi, Ascomycota, Sordariomycetes, Amphisphaeriales, Pseudomassariaceae. The record is from RefSeq and is a predicted model, not a curated record. Gene Ontology annotation, molecular function: protein binding. Bases 1 to 999 code for a protein of 332 amino acids. The transcript has 5 exons.